Rhinichthys klamathensis goyatoka is the source of this 1631-nucleotide messenger RNA. It is a transcript of the gene tmem9b, whose product is annotated as TMEM9 domain family, member B. The record is from RefSeq and is a predicted model, not a curated record. Lineage: Eukaryota; Metazoa; Chordata; Actinopteri; Cypriniformes; Leuciscidae. Gene Ontology annotation, cellular component: lysosomal membrane. Gene Ontology annotation, biological process: positive regulation of canonical NF-kappaB signal transduction. Bases 199 to 789 code for a protein of 196 amino acids. The transcript has 5 exons.
UGGUAAUGUGCGGACCGGCUGCUAAUGGUCAGCUGAUGUGUCAGACAGAGUCCAGCCCUCAAGCUUUGUUUUGUUGACGUUUAAUUGGAGCAAAAGUCUUCUAGCCAUUGCAUGCGUUACUAAAGGAACAUUUACUCGUUAUUCUGUGACAUCUCUCUUCAUUAUUUGACAACAUUGUCUUAAGCGGAAGCGAAAAAGAUGAAUCGAGUGACCCCAAGAUGCGCUGUCAAUAUGUUGACGUUUUCAUCGCUAGUGUGUUUUCUGCUGAUAUUAUAUGCACAAACAUCAGAAGCUAAGAAUUCAGAAGACAUCAGGUGCAAAUGUAUCUGUCCACCCUAUAAGGAGAUUGAUGGGCAGAUCUACAAUCAAAACGUUUCCUUGAAGGACUGCAAUUGCCUUCAUGUGGUGGAGCCGAUGCCUGUUGAAGGCAAGGAUGUGGAGGCUUACUGUUUACGUUGUGAAUGCAAAUAUGAGGAAAGGAGCUCUGGAACCAUCAAAGUCACCAUUAUAAUAUAUCUCUCUAUUCUGGGCCUUCUGCUGUUGUAUAUGGUCUAUCUGACACUGUUGGAGCCUAUUUUGAAGAGAAGGCUGUUUGGCCAUUCACAGCUCAUUCAGAGUGAGGACGAUGUUGGGGACCAACAGCCCUUCGCCAAUGCCCAUGAUGUGCUUUCCCGUUCUCGCUCUCGCUCCAACAUGCUCAACAAAGUAGAGCAUGCUCAGCAGCGCUGGAGGAGGCAGGUCCAAGAACAGCGCAAGUCUGUCUUUGACCGUCACGUGGUUCUCAGCUAAAAGCAUUCACAGUCUGGACUGUUACAUGUGGGUUCUGGUACUGUGCUGAAGGCUGGGUCUUCUCCAUGAUGUCUGAGCAGCCCCCAGUGACCCCAGUGUGUACAUCUCUUUUUGGUGUGUGUAGGUUUGUCGUCUUGACCAAUGCAUGCGACAAAACCUUGUUUAUUAUUAGUCUUGCUUGUUAUACAGACUGUUUGCAUUAAUUAUCACUUGCAUUAAUUAUCACUGUGUUCCUGCAUUUUGAAAUCAUGCACUCUAAAAUUAGCAACAAAAAAAGUUUACUUCUACUGCAGUCCAGUCACACCGAAUUUGAUAUGGGGAUAGAAGUGCCAAUUUCCUCAAAAAAUUUGCUGAUGCAUUUAUUCACAAAAUGUUUUUUUAUAAAUGUCAGAAUUGAUACUAAACCCAAAAUAUUGAUAUCCAGUCUUUAGUAGUUUAUUGUACAUAGUAAAAUUCCCCUCUCUCGCUCUUCUCUUUCUUACCUUGCAGUUUACUGUCAACUAUUAUUUGUAAAUAAUAAUCUGUGGAUGUGUUUUGUCAUUGUCCCCCAAUAAUAUGCUAUUUAAUGACUAACUUCCCAGGUCAGUUCUUCUCUAGCUUUGUGUAGAUUCAGGUUCCUGAUUCAUGGUGUAAAAAUAUUCAAUUCUUUUUUUUGUUUUUGUUUUUACCACUCUUGAUGGACAGUACUUUCCAUGGCACAUUCUUUGAAGAUUUCAAAAUUAUACUCUUUGUCAUUAAUAUGUGUAUAUAUAAUAAUUGAAAUGUUCAGGUACAUGAUUUAACAGAGAGAGCUGUUUUGACAUUUUGAUUUACAUUACAGUUCUCUUAAUAGGUGAACUAUG